Messenger RNA from Prorocentrum cordatum, 1131 nucleotides. NCBI's taxonomy places the organism in Eukaryota, Dinophyceae, Prorocentrales, Prorocentraceae. The record is from the annotation of a GenBank genome assembly.
GACUUGGCCACUGAGAGUGGAUUCAAGCAGUGCCUUCACACGUCCAUGAGAUUGAAGUCGGGCGGCGUCCUUUGGUUCCCCCCGCCGUACUGCGGGACCCCCGUCGAAGACACCAUCGAGAACGUUCCAGAGGCCAAACGCGAGGAGUACAUCGACAUCGCGAAGAAAGUGUGCUUUCUGAGCAUGGUCGCAGUGCGGCGCCAGGUCACAAUCAUCGUGGAGGCCGCGCUGGAGAGCUGGUUCUGGAAGUGCCCGCUUUGGCAGAACAUGGCGAGGUCCCACGGCAUGUACUGCUCCGACCUGGUCUGGUGCGCUUACUCCGACGAUGAGCCCUACAAUACAUUCCAGCACCACGUGAGGCUGAUGGGGACCGAGUGGUGGGUCGGCGUGCUAGGCAGCAAGUGCGAGCACGGAGAAGGCGUUCACCCGCGUCGUCGCCUCGUUUGGCUGAACGAGAUCUACCCGCCGAAGCUCGCUGACCGUAUCGUUGAGACGUACGAUAUGUUCGCCCGCACGGAGGUUCCUGAUCCUGGGCCUGUUCCGUACCACGAAGCAAGCAGUGAUGAUUUCUCUCUCGGGAUGAAGCUUCUGGAGACGGGUCGGCCCAGGAAGUUGGCGCGGAUGGACUCGGCAGUUUCGGCAGUUUCAGAGAAGCUAAGCGCCCCUCUGACUGGGCUGAGCGAUUCGGACGAAGAGCCAGACAAGAGCGAUGGCAUGACUGAGCUCGAGCAGAAAGCAUUCUUCAUGACGAGCACGCCCAAGCGCGACCAGCACGGCAAGUUCACUCAGGAGAGCAUGGACCAGUUCACGGAGGAGCAGAAGGCCAUCCAGGCGGCGCUCGAGCAGGAGGCGGCGGACCGCGAGCUCGCCGUGCGCAUGCAGCAGCAGGAGGUGCGGGAGGUCGUGAAGGCCGAGCUCGAGCGCUCCGAGGCGUCGGGGUCCUCGGGGAACAGGGGCCUCCCGAGCAACGCGACGAUUGCCCGCUCUGCCACCGCGCUCGACGUCGAGGGGGCCCCCGUGGAAGUCGUCGACAGCCCCGACGGCGCGACCCCCGAGCGGGGCCGCCCGUGCCCCGUCCCCGCGUUCCGCGACCCGAGCCCGUCGAGCUCGUCGUCGAGCGGCCCAGCCUGA